Molecule: messenger RNA, 294 nt
Organism: Lentinula edodes (shiitake mushroom)
Lineage: Eukaryota; Fungi; Basidiomycota; Agaricomycetes; Agaricales; Omphalotaceae
Exons: 3
Coding region: 1-294 (97 amino acids)
Source: RefSeq, a predicted model, not a curated record
AUGCAAUUUGGCCUGGACUCGAUUAUUGGUGCUGUGCUGCCUGGUUUUGGUGAUGCUAUCGGAAUGCUGUUGGCCUUCUACCAGCUAUUCUUGAGUAUGCUCUUUGGACUUCCUAUAAAUGUGAUUGCAAUCAUGGUGUUCUACAUCCUCGUCGAUGCCUUUAUCGGAAUUAUACCGUUCAUUGGAGAGUUUCUUGACGUUGCAUUCAAAGCGAAUCUCUAUAAUCUUCGGCUGCUGGAGAAGGAGCUGAAGCGAAGCAAGUGGGCCACAGCUGUAUCUAUUUUUCCUGCUUAA